Messenger RNA from Pipra filicauda (Wire-tailed manakin), 1623 nucleotides. Its product is annotated as claudin-8-like. The record is from RefSeq and is a predicted model, not a curated record. Gene Ontology annotation, biological process: cell adhesion; bicellular tight junction assembly. The transcript has a single exon. Gene Ontology annotation, molecular function: structural molecule activity. Gene Ontology annotation, cellular component: plasma membrane; bicellular tight junction. Bases 9 to 683 code for a protein of 224 amino acids. NCBI's taxonomy places the organism in Eukaryota, Metazoa, Chordata, Aves, Passeriformes, Pipridae.
CAGGCAGGAUGGCCGGCGGGGCUCUGCAGGUCGCCGGGCUGCUCGUCGGGGGCCUCGGCGUGGUGGGCACGUUCGCCGUCACGGCCAUGCCCCAGUGGAGGGUGUCUGCCUUCAUCGAGCACAACAUCAUCGUGUUUGAGACCAUCUGGGAAGGGCUGUGGAUGCACUGCAUCAGGCAAGUCAACAUCAGGAUGCAGUGCAAGGUCUACGACUCAGUGCUGGCGCUCUCACCGGACCUGCAGGCGUCCCGGGGGCUGAUGUGUGCUGGCUCAGGGCUGUCCCUCCUCGCCCUCGUGCUGGCCAUGGUUGGGAUGAGGUGCACACGGUGCCCACAGAGCCCCUGGCAAGCCAAAGGCUGCAUCCUGCUGGCUGCUGGGCUCCUCUUCAUCCUCUCAGGCAUCGUCGAGCUCGUCCCAGUCUGCUGGGUCGCCAACUCUAUCAUCAGCGACUUCUACAACCCCGUGGUCAACGUUGCGCAGAAGAGGGAGCUUGGAGAGGCCCUGUACCUGGGCUGGGUGGCCUCCUUCUGCCUCGUGGCCGCUGGAUCCACGUUCUGCUGCUCUUCCCGCUGCGCUGAGAAUCCCAGGAGCUACAGAUACUCAUCCCCGACCCACCACUCCCCUCACAGCCAGCGCCUGCACAGCAAGGCCGAGGGAUCCUACUCCAAAAGUCAGUAUGUGUAGGUGCCUCCUGCCUUUCCCUGCUUCUGCAUCGUUGUCUGCCUGGAUGGAUGGAAACCUGCCUUUGCCUCCUGCCCCACAGCUGCUGCUCUUGGGGCCGUGGUUGGGAGCUGCAGCCAUCCCCCAGUGGGCUCUGCUGGGGUGAGGAUGCUGCAGCAAGGACAGCUUUAGUGCACGGGAAGGUGAAUUUUUAAUGUUGUUCUAAUAGUAGCUCGGAAUGGCUUUUGGGCUGCGUGGCUUUGCUUUGGCUUUGGGGGGCAUUUUAUGUGUUAAACAGUAAUAAAGGGCUUAAAAUUACCCUGUGAUAUGAAAUCCUGGCCUAUUGCAAAGAAGAGCAGAGGAAAGCGGCUGGGUUUUUUUUUUUCCUGCCUGGGAAGGCAGGGAUAACAGUGAAUAAAGACAAGAUAAUAAUGGUUUAAAAGAAAAGCAUUCACUAAGGGAUUGAUUUACUGUAGGCUUAAUGGAAGGUUGCAUGGAGAAUUUAUUCAGCAGAGGAAGGUAAGCUGAAAUAUAUGAAAAAAUAUCUCCUGUUUCAGAGAAUAAACAUAGUUCUCUAUGUUUGUCCUAAUUACCAUCCUUUCAGAGAAAGUUAAUAUUUCUCUUGUAACCCAUAUAGGUCAAACUCAUUUACAAUCUUCUUUUUAGAAGCAGCAGUAUUGCCUUGCAAUCUCCUCGUGGCUUUACAACAUUUUCCACUAUCACACAGACCACAAACAUUGUGUUGGUUAUUUGCUGCAGGAUUGUGAAAUGUAUAUGUUUUUUAAACAAGGGUCUUUUGUACAAUCAGGCCAAGAUUUUUGGUGAGAUCCACUCACACCAGCAUAGUUUAGAGGCAGAAGGAACAUAAACAAUGAUAGUAUUUAUGUUCCCAUUAAAACAGGCUAAAUAAUAUUUUUUGUAAUAAGAUCAUGCCCCCAUGAUAAGCAACAAUGUAAAGAAACAA